Maylandia zebra (zebra mbuna) is the source of this 776-nucleotide messenger RNA. It is a transcript of the gene nkx2-9, whose product is annotated as NK2 transcription factor related, locus 9 (Drosophila). Gene Ontology annotation, molecular function: RNA polymerase II cis-regulatory region sequence-specific DNA binding; DNA-binding transcription factor activity, RNA polymerase II-specific. The record is from RefSeq and is a predicted model, not a curated record. Gene Ontology annotation, biological process: cell differentiation; regulation of transcription by RNA polymerase II. NCBI's taxonomy places the organism in Eukaryota, Metazoa, Chordata, Actinopteri, Cichliformes, Cichlidae. Gene Ontology annotation, cellular component: nucleus.
AACAAACCCAGAGUGCAUGCAAGGAAAGGAUGGCUGCACCGACCAAGUUCAGUUUUUCCGUAAGGAGCAUCCUGGAUUUGCCUGAGCAGGAUGCGGAUGCAGCAAAGCGGUCUUCCCCGAUUUACUCCUCUUGCUCUUCCAGCUCACCCUACAGCUCAUGGAUCGACUGCGAGCGGAGCCUUUGCAUGUCUUCUGACGAUUGCAAUUUCGAGGCCUCUCCUGACUCAACUAAGCCCGAUGACCCGUCCCUCGAUUCAGAGCCUGAGCAGAGCAAGAAGAGCAAGAAACGCCGCGUUUUGUUCUCCAAGGCCCAGACCCUUGAGCUGGAAAGGCGCUUCCGCCAGCAGCGCUACCUGUCGGGUCCGGAGAGAGAACAGCUGGCACGGCUGCUGAGCCUGACUCCAACCCAGGUGAAGAUCUGGUUUCAGAACCACCGCUACAAGAUGAAGCGAGGUCGAGCAGAAGGAACACUGCAGGACGUAGAAAUCCCGCAGCCGCCGGUGUUGCGCAGAGUCGUUGUUCCGAUCCUGGUCCGAGACGGGAAACCCUUUCACACAUGCUUACUUGACUCUGAGAAAUUUGGGUGUUUACCUCCGUCAUCUCAGCCGGUGCCCUUCCCUUUAGCUUACACAUCUCUUCAGCAUCCAUCAUCCAUCCAUCCAUCCAUUGCUCUUCCUCCAAGGUACCACCAACACUUUCCGGCAGUGGCGGCGGCCUCCAGCUUCGCCUGGAGAGACUUUUGGAGUGAUUCGGUUCAUCUUAAUUCUUUCAAGUAA